AUGGCCAAUUAUGGCGGAGGGACCGACUCCCCGUGGGAUAGCUCAAGUUACAGCUACAACCGGCCCCCGUUAAACCACAAAAUUUCAUCGGUAUCUGCGGUCAGCUCGAUGUCAAGUGAUCCCAGCGAUCGGCCAGCCUUGAACCACAAGUUCUCUUCGGUAUCUGCACUGAGCUCCAUAUCGAAUGGUCGUGGCGAUCGUGAUUCAAUCGUCUCUCUUCCUUCCCCCAUACUAGGCUCUUCGCCCUUUUCAGAUGAACAGGCCGAUGUGAGCCAUAUACGGUUAUCAUCCAUCGAGGGCUCUGGGGUGAACCCAUCAUUUGAUAGCUCUGGUUUUCGAAGGGCAUCAGCCUCGUUACCGGAUUCCCUUCGAAUCAGCUCUCCAGCCGGAGCAUAUCCAUCUUCAGUACUGCCAGAUGUGCUCCGCGUUGGUUCUCCAUCUGGCUCUAUCUCCCCCCAAUCCCCCUCGACGAGAAGCUACUUGCCAUUCUCACGAAGCUCAAGUGGAUCCUACGAGCCGGUAUCCGCGGGAGAAACUCAGAGGAGGCCGUCCAUAUUGGGGAGAAAAUCUUCUCGUAAAUAUUCGACAAGGAGGAAGAGUUCGUUACUGUCUGGGAGACAUGACUCGAUACCAGAGACCGAAGAGAUGGAUAUGGGCUUAUUGCAGAAUGCGAUGCCCAUGUCGUUUAUUCCGCAUAAGACUGGAUACGCCGCGGUACCGGAAGAGGUGUCCGAUGAUGUUGGCGGCCCGCCCAUUGACCUCACUUCCUUCACUGGACCUUUCAACCCGCAGAGUGACAGCGAAUGGCGAGAAGUUCAUCGUCAGGAAAGAGAUGGUGUCUUGACAGGAGGGCUAGGACAAGGCUUGAAACCCUAUGCCACCCUCACGAGUGCCGAUCUCCUAGCGAACGCUCCUUCAACGCCAAGCACACCGUCAGUCUCCCGUAGCACAACGCUCUCACGUAGCAUGACGCUCUCGCGCAGCUUAACACUCUCGCGCAGCUUAUCCCUUCGACCCUCGAAAAAUCUAUCCGAACCCCCCAACUUGCGGGACCUGGCUCAGUUAGAGGCCAAUAAAAGCGGGCAGAUUAUAGAAGUUAUUGUAGAGGAAUCGAAGGACGAUGACGAGCCUGUGGUGCCUAUGGACUUAAGUUCUGUUGCAGGCGCAACCUCGAGUACUAUCAGUUUUGAUAACGUGGAUAAGUUGAAGGGAAUUCGUAGAGAUACUAUACCAGUUAAGCCCGAAGUAUUCUAUCCACAAGCGAACUGGCGGCCAUUCUCUAUGCGCUGGCCAUAUCUCACGGCGCUCAUCAUAGUCUCGGUCACCCUAGCUGCUGCCCAGGAAUAUGUCCUUCAGAAAUCGCUCGCCAAACCGCUCUACCAAUUUCAUGCAGCUACAGAUCUCAAGACCUGGGAUUAUUUCUGUUUCAAAUACUUGCCGACUUUAAUUGCUGUCACAUACGGCAUCAUGUGGCAAGUUACAGACUUUGAGGUCAAGCGGUUGGAGCCAUAUUACCAGCUAUCAAAGGAAGGAGGUGCACUCGCCGCGGAAUCCAUCAACGUCGACUAUAUUACCUUCUUCAGCUUCCUCCGCCCACUCAGGGCCCUGCAAUUUAAACAUUAUGCGGUAGCCAUCUCAUCACUAGCAACACUAAUGGCUGUAUCUCUCGUACCCACCCUCAUAUCUGCAUCUGUCAAACUUAAGCCGGAACGCAGUUUGCGAGAAAAGAAUCCUGCCGGUCUGAAGUGGAUUCACAUUGACCCUGUCUGGUCGAGGCUUCUGAGCUCCUUUUUGCUGCUUAUUGCUAUCCUUGGAUGCGCCCUUAUCUGGCAUCUUCAAAAACGGCGAUCUGGCUUGGUUGCAGAUGUUAAGGGUAUUGCAGGUAUUGCUGCCAUGGCCAACAGAAGCCAUAUUCUGAUGGACUUCAAAGACAUGGAUACCGCGAGCCCAGAUGAGAUCCACAAAAGACUGAAGACUCAUCGCUAUACCCUUCGAAACUCUUCGCUGGCCCCAGACCAGACACACCUCCUUACGCAGGAGGAGAAGGACAGAUAUGAUCAACAAAAGCGGCAUGGGAAUCCGCAUCCGCUUAUGCUACGUCUGAUCGCUGGGAUUCCGUUCAUCAUCGGAAUGGGGUCUUUUAUGUUUUUGAUUCCGCUAGUCCUGUUUCAGUCCAACUUAAAUGUCCUUACUGAAAAGGCACCCUGGUUUCUGACCGUAGUGGCCGUCGGCAUUAAAUUAGCUUGGGGGACCCUCGAGACCGACGUCCGGAUGAUCGAGCCUUUCUAUAUACUCUCUAACCGCCACGCGUCGCCCAAGGUCCUAACGCUGGACUACACAGCUAUGGCAUUCGGUUGGGUGCCCGUCCGGGCCUUCGUGAAUGGCCAUCUACUCGUCGCACUGGUAGGUCUAGGCUCAGUCCUUGCUGAGAUCCUUACCAUCUGCGCCUCUAGUUUCGGCAACGUAUCAGGUAUAGACUUUGCUAAAAAUCCACCAUCAGACAAUGCUGCCGGGCAUAGAGCAGGCAUAAAUGCUGGCGAAGAGACAUUCCUUUCGUUUUGGAUAUCCUUCAGCCUCGCAAUGGGAAUCCUAACUUUCCUCUGCUUCGUCGCAGCUUUUGUCUACUGGCGGCGUCGCCACGCGUUUCUCCCUCGUCAGCCCAACACCAUAUCUUCAGUCUUGGCAUUCAUUCAUCAGUCCAAGAUGCUUUACGAUUUCGUAGGCACGGAGAAGAUGAAUAACGAUGAUAUGGUUAAACGGUUGGUGGGGAUUGGGAAGACGUAUGGCUUGGGAUGGUUUACUGGGCGGGAUGGGGAAAUGCAUUGUGGUGUUGAUGAGGAGGAGCUGGCUAGUAAUUAUAAGCAUGGGCAGGAUGGGAAAAAGACUAAUCAGCCGUGGAAUUCUAACUGGGCGGAUUUUUGA
This is a messenger RNA of Venustampulla echinocandica, 2922 nucleotides long. RefSeq lists its product as uncharacterized. The record is from RefSeq and is a predicted model, not a curated record. Lineage: Eukaryota; Fungi; Ascomycota; Leotiomycetes; Helotiales; Pleuroascaceae. The transcript has a single exon. Bases 1 to 2922 code for a protein of 973 amino acids.